AUGUCACAAACUUUGGACAGCCAGGCAAGGCAGAAAAUAGAUAGAUUUGACAGCAAUGCAGUUAUUAGUCCUACCGAGCAAAACCAAGCAAGAAUUUUUGAUAAUAUAAACCAUGAUAAUACUGACUUCGAAAAUUCGAUAUCUAUUGAAAACGCUGGACAAGUUAAUCAAACAAACUAUUUCAACAAUCUGGCUUCAACAAAUAAUCAGACGUUAUCAAGUACCAGUCAGUAUUGUCAACCAGAAAAUUGUAGAUCUAGAAGUUCUAGUGUUGAUCAGCCGAUAGAUGUCGUUAGUAUAGAUCAGCCAAUAGAUGUCGAAAAUUUUAUAUCUAUUGAAGACGCUGGACAUCAAACAAACUGUUGCAACAACCUGCCUUCAACAAAUACGUUAUUAAGUACCAGUCAAUGUAAUCAACCAGAAAAUUGUAGAUCCAGAAGUUCUAGUGUUGAUCAGCCGAUAGAUGUCGAAAAUUUGAUACCUAUUGAAGACGCUGGACAAAUUAAUGAAACAAACUGUUUGAACAACCUGCCUUCAACCAAUAAUCAAACGUUAUCAAGUAUCAGUCAGUGCUAUCAACCAGAAAAUUGUAGAUCUAGAAGUUCUAGUGUUAGCCAGACGAGAGAAGUCGAUAAUUCGAUAUCUAUUGAAAACGUUGGACAAAAUAAUCAAAUAAGCUUCUUCAAUAUCCGGUCUUCAGGCUCAAGUAGACAGACAAAUCAUUUAACCGUCACCAUUGAAACCAAUGUUACGAAUUUAAACCAGAAUGUUAACUAUUCUGUUGACAACGAUAAUACCCAAUCCGUAAUUUCCAUAUCAACCACUUCCGCGCCACCGAAAAAGCGCAAACGUACACCUAACAAUAAAAGUAACGUAAAAAAAAGAAAGUACUUUGAAUGCCAACGUUGCAAGACGCUUUUUGUAGAGGACGAAGAGUUCAAGGAACAUAUAAAAAUCCUAAACCAGCAAGGAAACUGCACCUCAUCCACAGAAAUUCUGCAAACUUCUUCAACUGAUCCGAAACAAUACACUUGUCACGUUUGUCUGAAGACAUUCACCAACGUCAUGUACUUCGAGUGCCAUAUGCAAACUCAUAAUGAACAAAUUAAUCACAAAUGUCAAAUUUGUAAUAGAACGUUUACUUCGAUUUAUAAAUAUGACAAACAUAUGAUGUUUCAUACUUUGCAAAUGAAGGCGGUUGUCAAUCCUGAUGUUAUCACCAUUGAUGACGAUGAUGAAUAA
Messenger RNA from Ctenocephalides felis (cat flea), 1242 nucleotides. Its product is annotated as myoneurin-like. The transcript has a single exon. Lineage: Eukaryota; Metazoa; Arthropoda; Insecta; Siphonaptera; Pulicidae. Bases 1 to 1242 code for a protein of 413 amino acids. The record is from RefSeq and is a predicted model, not a curated record. Gene Ontology annotation, molecular function: RNA polymerase II cis-regulatory region sequence-specific DNA binding; DNA-binding transcription factor activity, RNA polymerase II-specific. Gene Ontology annotation, biological process: regulation of transcription by RNA polymerase II.